Messenger RNA from Erpetoichthys calabaricus (reedfish), 3841 nucleotides. RefSeq names its product katanin p60 subunit A-like 2 (gene katnal2). Lineage: Eukaryota; Metazoa; Chordata; Cladistia; Polypteriformes; Polypteridae. The transcript is spliced from 16 exons. Bases 778 to 2403 code for a protein of 541 amino acids. Gene Ontology annotation, molecular function: protein binding; ATP binding; ATP hydrolysis activity. The record is from RefSeq and is a predicted model, not a curated record.
AUGAAGAGGUGAGGACAAUACAAGCAAGUUACAAUUCAUAGGCAACAAAGCCUAACAAAUAUCGGACAGAAAUUCACCAUACAAGAGCGUAUUCCAACGCUUCUUAUUAGAAUUUCGAAUGAAGCUGUGCAGCUCAUUCCAUCAUCCAGCAACUACACAUGAAAAGAAAUCUGAACUGGGAUUUAAUGUCACGAAGAGGUGGCAUCACCAGACGCCGAUCACCAGCAGACCUGAGUGGGCGAGAAGGAGCAUAGCACCUCAGAAUUGUCUCCGUAGAUUUACAAGUGCUGACAUUCUAACUAAUAUGUAGGUAAGCAUCAAGGAUCUGAACUUUAUAGUCCCGCUACAGGCAGCCAGUGUAGUGAUUUUAUCGACCCGAUGCUUUUUAAAUUUUUUUUUAUAAUAAAAUACGCUAUAAACCACCAUCAUGAACGUUAUUAAGCAAUAAUCUUUCGACAAUAACAGUAAAGUAGUAAUACUGAAGUAUGUGAAUAAAGUAUCGCCCCGUUGCUGUCACAAAUUAAAAGACUGCAUCGCGACACCCUAUAGGUGAGUUUAGAAAGCCAUGACUUGAUUGGCUCAACCACGUGUCAAUCAACGUCGGGGCGUAACUGGGCGAACGCGUCCACGCAAGGGACGUAGCGUCCUUGAUUGUGAAUUACUUACGCGGGCUUCUUUCUCACAAGUGCAUCUAAGCUGCAAGAGAAAUGCUUUAUUUCGUGUACGUUUAACUUGCGGGCAGGAACGGUGUGAAUAUUCGUUCGUGUAGAGCGCAAGAUGACUAUGGAGCUUUCCUAUCAGACUAUUAAAACAGCCAACCAGGCGAGAGAAGCGGAUGAAAUGAAAGCUGAAGCUAGAAGAAAGAAUCUUUUAAUUCUGGUUCUUCAUUACUUGUCUGAGGAAGGAUAUUUAGAUGCCGCAAAUGCAUUAGAACAAGAGACAAAUCUAGACCUACGUCGGUAUGAAGUGUGUGACAACAUUGAUUUGGAGACCGUCCUAAUGGAAUAUGAGAGCUACUAUUACGUAAAGUUCCAGAAAUACCCAAAGCUCACAAAAAAGUGUGCAGAGACAGGAGGAAAUAAACACCCAAGGAGUGGAGGGAAAUGUAAAAGGACACCCAGUUCUUCAGCCCACAACCUUCCUAGAAUUAGUCAGUCCAGUACUGCACAGCGACCUUCCUCUAAAGCACUGGGAAAAAAAACAGAACCAAAAGCAAUGGCGAAAGACAGUUCAAAGAUAGACAAUGGUCUCUCAAAACCUCCUGAAACUGGAGAUUUCGGUUUAAAUGUGUCUUCUAUCAACAGAAAUGGAGGGGGGAAUGGCACACAUAUGAAAAAGGGACAGAUCAUUGACUUUCGCCAACUGAUUCAAGAUGCAAUCAAAGGAGCUUCCAAUGAAAUAUCCAUAAAUAGCCUGAAUUAUAACCAGGAUCCCUCUGAACGCCUUGUUAAACCACUAAGUGCCUUUAUUGGAAUGAACAGUGAAAUGAGAGAGCUGGCAGCAGUAAUAAGCAGGGAUAUAUAUUUGCACAAUCCUAAUGUGAGAUGGGAUGAUAUUAUUGGACUUGAUGCAGCCAAGCGACUGGUCAAAGAAGCUGUAGUAUACCCCAUAAAGUAUCCCCAGCUAUUUACAGGGAUUCUUUCCCCAUGGAAAGGCCUUUUGCUCUAUGGACCCCCAGGCACUGGGAAAACACUUCUUGCCAAGGCUGUUGCCACUGAAUGCAAUACGACAUUUUUCAACAUCUCGGCAUCCAGCAUUGUCAGCAAAUGGAGAGGGGACUCAGAAAAGCUGGUUCGAGUUCUGUUUGAGCUGGCAAGGUAUCAUGCACCUUCUACAAUCUUUUUGGAUGAGUUGGAGUCCGUAAUGAGCCAGAGGGGUACCGGUCCAGGAGGGGAGCAUGAAGGAAGCCUCCGAAUGAAAACAGAGCUGCUCAUACAGAUGGAUGGACUGGCACGUUCCGAUGAUCUCGUCUUUGUCUUAGCUGCUUCCAAUCUGCCAUGGGAACUGGAUCAUGCAAUGCUCCGGAGACUGGAAAAAAGGAUCUUGGUGAACCUCCCUAGCAAAGAAGCAAGAGAAGCUAUGAUCAAACACUGGCUGCCACCAGUAAGCAACUCUGGGGGUGUGGAGCUGCACACGGACCUGCGAUAUUCUCUGCUCAGUCAGGAGACUGAAGGCUAUUCAGGGUCUGAUAUUAGGUUGGUCUGUAAAGAAGCUGCAAUGAGACCAGUCCGAAAAAUCUUUGAUGCUCUAGAAAGUGAUCAGGGAGGCAAAACACUGCCAGGUAUCAAACUCGACACGGUGACGACCCGCGAUUUCCAGGAUGUGAUUGUGCAUACAAAACCGUCUGCUAAAAGCUUAACUGACAAGUACACCGCGUGGCAGGAGGAAUAUGAAUCUGUUUAGCCUUCUGUUCACGCAAUAUGAACUUCUGGAGGAAAGGACACGUCACAUUCACCUCCGAGAAGAACCGGAAACUGUACCUGUCUGGCUGCACUUUACUUUCCAAAUACGGACUGAUUUUCUGGCCAGUUUUUCAUUUUAGAUAACCAAUUAUGUUCUAGACAAGUUCAGAAGGAUCACAGCUUUUAGAAAGUUUUCGUGUCCCAAGCACAGACAAGUCAUGCCUGCUGCCCACUACUUAUACCCAUGUGCGAGAGUAAAUCAAAAACUUCCAAAUGACGCGGUAGCCACAAUAGAUAGACAUUGACGCAUUACAACACGUUCACGAUGGAAGCGGUUCACGAGCUGUAGGGCCCACCCAAACAAAAUUAACACAGAAUCACGGAUAAUUAUCGACAUAACCUUAUACUGUACAUUAAAGGAAGGUUAAACGUAAUGCUGUAUUUUUUGUGUGAGUAUUGAAAUGUGUAACCUUGCUGUCAUUCCGAAGCAACUUGUUAAUUAUAAGGAGGCUGUUAGGCCCGAGAAUGGUGGGACGUGGUGUAACAUGGGACUGUUACACUUGACAAUGGUGGGACGUGGUUUAACAUGGGGCUGUUACGCUCGAGAAUGGUGGGUCGUGGAGUAAAAUGGGACUGUUACACUUGACAAUGGUGAGAUGUGGUGUAAGAUGGGGCGGUUAUGCUCCAGAAUGGUGGGACAUGGUGUAACAUGGGACUGUUACAAUUGACAAUGGUGGGACGUGGUGUAACAUGGGGCUGUUACGCUCGAGAAUGGUGGGUCGUGGAGUAAAAUGGGACUGUUACACUUGACAAUGAUGGGAUGUGGUGUAAGAUGGGGCUGUUAUGCUCCAGAAUGGUGGGACAUGGAGUAAAUUGGGCCUGCUACACUUGACAAUGGUGGGAUGUGGUGUAAAAUGGGGCUGUUACGCUCAAGAAUGGUGGGACGUUGUGUAACAUGGGACUGUUACACUCGACAAUGGUGGGACGUGGUGUAACAUGGGGCUGUUAUGCUCGAGAAUGGUGGAAAGUGGAGUAACAUGGGCCUAUUACACUUGACAAUGGUGGGAUGUGGUGUAAGAUGGGGCUGUUAUGCUCAAGAAUGGUGGGACAUGGAGUAAAAUGGGCCUGUUACACUUGACAAUGGUGGGAUGUGGUGUAACACGGUGGGCAGAAGUGUGCAGAGAGUGGCCGUACCCUCGCUUCAGUCUUUGCACAAACGGUUGUUACUGUGUUCUGUCUAACAGUAUGUGGUGCGUUGUUUCUAAACCAAAGAUAAAACUGAUUUUGUGCUACACCAUGAGGGUGACACAUGCUUUUAUUUCCUAACAGCAAACUGUAUUUUUUUUUAAAAGAAAUUACAUUUGUGCUUAUCACAAAAUUGAAAUGUUUGCCUCAAAGGGAAGAUCUACUAUGAAACAAAUGAAUCUCAAAACUUAAGG